Molecule: messenger RNA, 1488 nt
Organism: Acipenser ruthenus (sterlet)
Lineage: Eukaryota; Metazoa; Chordata; Actinopteri; Acipenseriformes; Acipenseridae
Product: microsomal glutathione S-transferase 1-like
Exons: 4
Coding region: 432-902 (156 amino acids)
Cellular component (GO): mitochondrion; membrane
Molecular function (GO): glutathione transferase activity
Source: RefSeq, a predicted model, not a curated record
GUACAGUUAUAUUGCCAAUUUUCCAUAUUAACAAUCCAGAGACCGAGGGAGACAGGAGGGUGUGUAAAUACAGGAUCGAUGUUAAAAUUGGCAGUCAGUGAUUGGUAAACGAAAACCACACCACCGUCUGUGUUGGGGUCAAGUCUUGUUUGUCAAUUCCAAUUCCUUAAAAAAAAAAAAAUCAAUUCCCUGUUCCCUUUUAGUCAAUUCCAACACGUCAUUGCUCAAUAUUGCAGUUGGCGGUAUUGUGUUAAAGGCGUUUCUCACAGUGGCAACACGUUACGUAAUGUCUCAAAUAUAAAUUCCAUUUCCAUCGAGAGAAUUGAUUUUAAAUCGGAAAUGAAACGGAGCCCAACCCUGAGAGCAGUGCAGACCAGAGGCACGGAAACGGCAGUGGUUCUGACGUGUUCUGUAACGGGAGAAAGUUCAGGAUGGUGGAAGUCUCUCAGAUGAUUGACAGCGAUGUCUUCUUGGCGUUUUCCACCUACGCCACGAUCGUAGUUCUGAAGAUGCUGCUAUUGGGACCCAUGACUGGGUACUACAGGAUGACAAGGAAGGCGUUUUCGAACCUGGAAGACACGACUAUCCAUGGAAGAAAUGAAGAAGACAAGAAGAAAUUCCUCCGGACUGAUCCGGACGUGGAGCGUGUCAGAAGGUGCCACCAGAAUGACCUGGAGAACAUUGUGCCCUUUGUGGUUAUCGGUCUGCUGUACGCGCUGAGCGGCCCUGCACUGUCCACGGCCCUGCUGCACUUCCGAGUGUUCGUGGGCUCCAGGUUCCUGCACACCGUGGCCUACCUGCUGCCCCUGCCCCAGCCCUGCAGGGGUGCCAGCUGGAUAGUGGGCAUGCUGACCACCUUCUCCAUGGGGUAUCAGCUCCUGAGCACCAGCCUGGUCCUCUAGACCCGGCUCACACAGCAGGCUGUGGGUCAGCUGUACAGAAGAAAUGCUUUUAAUACGUGGUUCGAAAUGGCACCACAUUCAUUUUCGGGUUAGGGUUAGAGUUGUUUUUUGUUUUGCUUGAAUACAGCACAAGUUACUUGUUUCCUAGCUAAUUCAAAAUGAAAGCAUAUUCGUUGCCAGCGCUAACGGGUGAGAGAAUGCUGUUUGAAGCCUUGGUUGGUGUAGCUUUCAACAUUCCUGUUUUAUCUUCUAUAACACUGCAGUCUGUUGGAUCUAACCCCUUCUCUUUCAGGCCUAUAUUGCUGGCUGUCAUGAUGAAUGCACCUGAUGCUUUGCAGAGUUAAUCUCUCUCUAUUGAGAUGUGAAAGCAGGCAGCUUGUGAUUCCUGUCGGUUUGUACACAGCUAGUGUGCCCAGCACUGGCUGCUGUGUUAACAAGCGCAGAACACAGGGAGGCGUCUUUUUACGAGGGGUUUUGUGUGGGGAAACUGUCCUUUUUUUUCUUUGUAAUGCCAUUCGAACCUGAAAUCGCCCACCUUUCAUCUUUUGUAAAACCAAAUGAAAUAAAAUACCUUCUUACAUUUUCA